This is a messenger RNA of Lodderomyces beijingensis, 1512 nucleotides long. NCBI's taxonomy places the organism in Eukaryota, Fungi, Ascomycota, Pichiomycetes, Serinales, Debaryomycetaceae. The record is from the annotation of a GenBank genome assembly.
AUGCUGGAACAAAACUACUUGCUACCGUUUGCAUUCAGCAAGACUUCGUCAUUCAAUGACCACAAUAGUCUAGACACCACGCCGAGAACAAAAUCAGAAAUCGACGAAAAUGCUAGCGGCUUGUACCAUACGAGGAGAGUCCGUUUGACCACUGCCAGAGCGGUGCGGCCGCAACUUAAAGUCAAUCCGCCAUCGUUGAAGCGUCGUAUGGGGGAAAGUUUUAAUGAUAAGGACGAUGUAAAGAAAGUUGCAUUUGGAGACAAGAGCGAGGCAAAAGCUGAAAAUGACGAGGACGAGGAGGAGGCAACCAUGAUUGAUACCGAGGAAGAAUGUGAGCCCGAGGCAUUGCUUCCACCGAGUAGUCCGCCUGUUGCAGGCGAUGAACAGGCCGAGCCACAGUUCAUGUCGGAGUUUGAUUUUUUCACCAACCCAACCACAAGUUUCCAAGUUCCAAAAUCACCCAAACGGGAAAAGAUGAAAAACGUGCAAGCGCAUACGUCACCCGGAAAAGCCAUCAGCUCAGAUGCUGACUUUGGAAUCGACAGGUUCAAUCGAUAUAAAGGUAGUUUCAACGGCUCGAUCAAGCGGAGAAGCUCGGCUAAUGGCGAGGAGGGCGAGCUCGAGAUGAAUGACAAAGAGAAGGAGAAAGAACAGGAAGAGGCCGAACGAUAUAGAGCCCAGGCUUAUUCCAAGGCAAGGGAUAUAAUCAUGGACGCGUUUGAAAACACAAGGACCGUGCUAGAUUUGCAAUACCGAGGAUUGUAUCUGGUUCCUGACGAAAUCAAGGACUUGAACAAUUUGGUCAUCUUUGACAGCUUUGGAGGUGAAGAGGAAAAAUCCAUCGAAUUUCCAUACCAGCUUUAUCUUACCGGGAAUAACCUAUCCGAACUACAGCCUUCAUUGUUCAAGUUUACCAAAUUGCAAGUCUUGUCGUUACGACAGAACAAACUCGAACUCAUACCACCAUUGAUUGGCAAACUCACCAACUUGAUAGACAUAUCCCUCAGUUCCAAUCGACUUAAAUUCUUGCCAUACCAGAUCCUCAACCUCAAGAAGCUAUCAAUCGUAGUUGCAGGUCCCAACCCUUUUAUCAAGAUCCCCAGUGAUGCCAUUUUUCAUGCGAAAACAAGCAUCAACGGUGACGACGAAAUAUUUAGCUCAAGCCCCUUCCGUUUGAAAGCCAGAUCGCAGGUUAGAUUCUUGACCCACAAAAUUAGCAACGUGCCAUCUUUAAAAGCGCUGUGUCUCAAUGUCGUUGCCAACUACGAUGUUUCUUACCGCGAAACCCAAGCAUGGAAAAGGACUACCCCGAAAGUAUACCACAAGUUCAUCAGUGAAGCUAUCAAGAAGGGCAAAUUUGAAGAUAAGUGCAGCGAGUGUAAUUUCAUUCUUGUUGAACCCAUGGCUGAAGUGUUUGAGUGGUGGGACAUGUAUCAGAAUAAAGAGGUGCCGAUUCAAAGGCAGUUUUGUUCAAACAAAUGUGUCAACAAAUAUCUCACUCAAAAAGAGUAG